AUGGCCGCGGGUGUGAUCCGGCCUCUGUGCGACUUCCAGCUGCCCCUGGCCGCCCGCCGGCCCUUCCUGCCCUCAGACCCGGAGCCCCAGGAGACCUCCGAGGACGAGGACGAGGACGAGGAGGAGGAGGACGCGCUAGAGACCGCGGGGCCGGGCGGCAGGAGCCCAGGCCCCCGGGCCUCGGGCUGGGCCCCAGAAGCAGCCCCUCGGGGUCCCGGCAGCCCAGAGACGCCCCUGCGGCUGCUGCGGUUCUCCGAGCUCAUCAGCGGCGACAUCCAGCGGUACUUCGGCCGCAAGGACGGGGGGCAGGACCCCGACACUGGUGACGUCCACGCAGACGACCUCCAGUGUGCUGACCCCGCGCGCCCCGCUCCAGCUGGGCCCCUAGACGGCGACGAGGCUGCGCAGCCCGGAGUGCUCUCCCCCAGGGGUCCCGAGGGGCAGGCUCGCGGGCUGGGACCGCUGGCCGAGCUCUUCGACUACGGGCUGCGGCAGUACCCGGUGCUUGGGGCCCCGGCCGGCAGGCGGCUCCGGCUGGAGCGCAAGUACGGCCACAUUGUCCCCAUGGCCCAGAGGAAGCUGCCGCUCUCCUUCUGGGAGGAGCCGGCCCCUGGCCCCCUGGGCCUGCUCCACCCUGGCACGCCUGACUUCAGCGACCUGCUGGCCAGCUGGUCGGCGGAGACUGGCCCCGAGGUGCCCGGGGGAGGGGACCCCCAGGCCCUGGACGGGGUGCCGCUGGCCGAGGCCUAG
This is a messenger RNA of Lontra canadensis (Northern American river otter), 750 nucleotides long. It is a transcript of the gene PERCC1, whose product is annotated as proline and glutamate rich with coiled coil 1. Bases 1 to 750 code for a protein of 249 amino acids. The record is from RefSeq and is a predicted model, not a curated record. The transcript has a single exon. Lineage: Eukaryota; Metazoa; Chordata; Mammalia; Carnivora; Mustelidae.